AUGCUGUCCAUGUUCCAGAAGUACGUUAUACUUGCGCUCUGCAUUUACCUAUCCCAAGCAGCUCCCGCUUCCGAAGCGGAUGUGCUCGCUUCGCUGAAGCAUAAAAAAAUCUCCUCAGAGGCGCAAAUGCUGAGUGGCGAACAAUUAGUCAAGUAUUUGAAAACGAACCAGAACUUGUUCGAGGCUGAAAUUACACCACACAGCCAGAAUGUAGUGCACAAGCUAAUGGAUUUCAAAUACAUUGAUCAAAAUAGAAUGCCUGUGGCUGGGGACCACGUAGCAGGUAAGCCACGAGGUGGUCAUGCAGUGAAAAUAAUCGGAUGGGGUACCGAACACGGCGUGCCCUACUGGCUCAUUGCUAAUUCGUGGCACAGCGACUGGGGAGAGGACGGUUACUUCCGAAUGGUUCGCGGAAUAAAUGAUUGUGGCAUUGAAACAAACGUUGUCGCCGGGAAAGUCAAACUAUGA
Molecule: messenger RNA, 468 nt
Organism: Haemonchus placei
Lineage: Eukaryota; Metazoa; Nematoda; Chromadorea; Rhabditida; Trichostrongylidae
Source: the annotation of a GenBank genome assembly